This is a messenger RNA of Lasiodiplodia theobromae, 1590 nucleotides long. RefSeq names its product Cytochrome p450. The transcript has 5 exons. The record is from RefSeq and is a predicted model, not a curated record. The coding region runs from base 1 to 1590 and encodes 529 amino acids. Gene Ontology annotation, molecular function: monooxygenase activity; oxidoreductase activity, acting on paired donors, with incorporation or reduction of molecular oxygen; heme binding. NCBI's taxonomy places the organism in Eukaryota, Fungi, Ascomycota, Dothideomycetes, Botryosphaeriales, Botryosphaeriaceae.
AUGACCACCCAAGACUCAGUUUCGCCCCUCAACCUCCCUACCACCACCUCGUGGGAGCUUUUGGCUGCGGCCCUUCUCUUGUCUGCCACCUACGCCACCUAUGUCGUCCUUACAUCCCAGCGCCCUUACCCGAACAUCCCACUGGUCGGUGGCGAGGGCGGUGUGUCAGCGAGCAAGACACGCUUCGCUCGUGAUGCAAAGGGGGUGUUACAGAGUGCUUGGGAGCAGAGCAAGGAUAGGAUCUGCCAAAUUUUCACAGAUUCCGGACCGAGGAUACUGCUCCCACCAAGCUUUGUGGAUGAGAUUCGAAAUGAGGCGCAUUUGAGUUUUACGGAGUUUGUGAGACGGGAGUUCAUGGGUGACUACAAGACGUUUGGAAGCACCGAUUCCCUUUUCAAAGACAGCGUCUUCCAGGAAACGGUCAGGAUCAAGUUGACGCAAGCGCUGCCAAGACUUACUGUGGGUCUUUCCAACGAAGCCAAGUUGGCUGUCAACGAGCUAUUCCCGGCCACUGAUGAAUGGACUACAAUGAAAGAUCCCCUCUAUGCCACGGUUGUCCGCCUUGUGUCUCGGCUCUCCGCAUUCGCAUUCCUCGGCUCGCCUCUAUGCCGCAACGAGACAUGGCAGCGUAUCUCGGCACAGUAUACAGUCGACGUGAUGAGCGCCGUCGUCGCCUUCCGCCGCUGGCCGCGAGUCAUCCGUCCGCUGGUCUACGUCUUCCACCCCAUCUUGGUUCCGGAAAUCGGACGGCUGCAGAGGUGUCAGAAGGAGGCGUACAGUAUCAUUGAGCCAGAACUGAGGAGGCGGCGGAUGGAGCGAAAGAAGGCAGAGGAGCUGGGUGGAAAGAAAGAGAAGCCGCUGGAUUCUUUGCAGUGGCUUGACGAAACGGCAGCGGCGAAAAAGAGCAAUGUGGACACGGUCAUGGGGCAGCUGGGUCUGACGGUCGCGGCCAUACACACGACCAGCGCUGCUCUGACUAACGUCAUGUUUGACAUCGUUGCCGUGCCAGGCCUUGCGGAUGAGCUCCGGGAAGAAAUUGUCAGAGUGAUGGGAGACGGGGGAGGGGAGGCCGGAACGCCGUGGCAGAAGACGACACUGUACAAGCUGCGGCUCAUGGAUUCUGUCAUGAAGGAGAGUCAACGCUUCAAUCCGCCAAGCGUUAUCUCGAUGAAGCGAAUUGCGCUGGCCCCUCACACUCUAUCAGACGGAACGUACGUGCCACGCGGUGCGUCGAUCGGAGUUCCGGUUCUGGGGAUGAUGGAUCCAGCGCGCUACCAGGAUCCUGAAACGUUCGAUCCCUAUCGGUUUGUCAAGCUGAGACAGCAGCCUGGGCAAGAGAAUGGGUGGCAGUAUGUCACCACUAGCCGAGACAUGUUUGCAUUUGGACACGGAGCCCAUGCAUGCCCUGGGCGAUUCUUCGCCAGCAAUGAAAUCAAGAUUGCGUUGGUACAUCUUCUGAUGGGGUGGGACUGGGCAUUUGAGGAAGAAGGCGCGGGAAGGCCGAAGACAAAGAUGCGGGCUGAUCAAAUGCUGCCGGAUGGUGGAGUCAGGCUCGUUUGCCGAAGGAGGGAAUCUGAGGUAGCGCUGUAG